Anoplopoma fimbria (sablefish) is the source of this 5201-nucleotide messenger RNA. It is a transcript of the gene zhx3b, whose product is annotated as zinc fingers and homeoboxes 3b. Gene Ontology annotation, cellular component: nucleus. Gene Ontology annotation, molecular function: DNA-binding transcription factor activity, RNA polymerase II-specific; DNA binding. Gene Ontology annotation, biological process: regulation of transcription by RNA polymerase II. The record is from RefSeq and is a predicted model, not a curated record. Lineage: Eukaryota; Metazoa; Chordata; Actinopteri; Perciformes; Anoplopomatidae.
GCAGAAACAUCCCAUGCAACCGGGACCGGGGGUUCGAUCCCCUCCUCCCCUCCCCCCAUGCACCAGUGGGUCAAAGUCAGAGCAGGGAUGUCUGACUCACUUCUGCUCUCUGGAGCUCCUCUCUCACGUCACUGACGUCUGCAAUCACGUGUGUGUGUCUCUUCCCCUCUGCACGGUCCGUCGUGUGCGUUCCUCCCCUCGGCCAGCCUGGAGAGACACUGGGAAUAAACCAUCACCACCAUCACCACCACCAUAAUAAAGAAAGGGGGGUGCUCCAGUGCCACGUGUGGAGGUGGAGGUGUGGAGGUCCUGUGGAGGAGGAGGUCCUGUGGUGGAGGUGGUCCUGUGGGUGCAGGUCCUGUGGGGGUCCUUACACCUCCAAGUUCUCAUCAGUGGAUCUGCAUCAUUGUAACUUUGUGCGCAUCAGCCGGAGGAGGUUCUGAGGCGAGAACUACAAGUGGACCUUCGGACAUGUCUCGCCGUCCUCCUCCUCCUCCCCCCACGUCUGGUCUAUAGUCGGCCACAAACGACCCUCACUCCCACCCGCACCUCGUUCCCAGUCAUUCCACCAAACCCUCUCCCACACCCUGCGGUCCCACCAUGGCCAGCAAGAGGAAGUCCACGACUCCUUGUAUGAUCCCCAGCAAGAUCAUACGGCCAGUAGAGGAGGUCGAGCGGGACUCACCGGGUCUCCCCCGUCAAUCCAGGAUCUCCGGAGCGGGAAGGCAAAGCCCGCUGGACUCUGGAGAGUCCUCCAAACUCGAGGCGGGUGACGCGGUCAAAGACGGCGGCGGCAUUUACACCUGCAAGCCUUGUAACUUUGAAACCCACGACCUUAACUUGUUCUUGGACCACGUGUACUCGGGGCACCCGGACUUCCGCGCGGACCCCGGCUUCUUUUGCCUGAGCUGCGGGGUUUCCGCGCCCAAGUUCGAGGGGCUGGCGCUGCACAACGCCCGGGUUCACCCCAGCACGUUGACCACGACCCUGCAGCUGAGGAGGCGGGACAGGAGAGCGGUGGUGGAGCAGAGUCUGCUGGCGGGCGGAGAGACGGGGAAGGACAGCGAGAUCUCCAUCACCAAAACCCCCAUCAUGAGGAUGCUGAAGGGCAAGUCGGAGUCUAAGCGGAUCGUGGUGUCUCACCCGGUCUCAGACGAGCCGGCGGCGGACCACCACUCUAUAUCUGCGUCCAGAGAGACUGAGAGGAAAGAGGCGCCGGCGGUGACGGUCACCCACGUUCCCACGAUCGUCCACAACGGAGCAACCAAGGUCACUCUGCCCUCGGCGAUCCAGAUAGUCAACGGCUCCGGAGCGUUACCGAUGCUCAAGACUCCCAUCACACAGGUGGUCUCUGUGGUUCAAAGCAGAAGCAUUCAUCAAUCUACACCGAUCACAGUCUCCUCAAAUAUCUCCUCCACUUCGUAUUCAACCUCCAAAAAUCUCCCCAAGGUGAUGAUUCCUCUAAGCAGCAUCCCUACCUACAGUGCCUCCAUGGACUCCUCUUCCUUCUUGAAGACCUCCUUCAGUAAGUUCCCGUACCCGACCAAGGCGGAGCUCUGCUACCUGACCGUGGUCACCAAGUUCCCCGAGGAGCAGAUCAAGAUCUGGUUCACGGCCCAGAGACUCAAGCAAGGCAUCAGCUGGUCCCCCGAGGAGAUCGAGGAGGCCAGGAGGAAGAUGUUCAACACCAUCAUCCAGACGGGACCCUCGAGCCACCAGAGCCAGAACCAUGGUCACCACACGGCCCAGCACACGAUCACGGUUCUACCCGCCUCGCUGGGGGCCGCCGGGAUCCCUCACAUCCUACAGGGCUCCCUAGUCAGCCAGGGAGGGGUGAUCGUCACGCAGCCCAUGAUGGCGAACGGGAUCCAGGUCAGCAGCGCCCCCGUGGCUCUGGCCGUCACGCCGAAGCCCCAGGCGGCGGCCCGCCCCACGAUGCAGGCCCGACCGGCCGCGGCGCUGGUGGCGGACAGAGGCGUCGGCAUGGUUGUAGGGACGGUGGGCAGCGGCAGCAGCACCGGGAGUCACGUCAUCAGUAACAGCGGCAGUCGCAGCGGGAGACAAGGCUCCAUCAUUACGAGCAGCCACGCGAGCGUCAUCAACCUCAGUCUAGGGAGCGCCAAUCCGUGCAACGCCAAGGUCAGCAACGGGAAGCACGGCGGCGGCAACGCAGACUGCAACAACAAGAGCAAUAGCAACGUCACUGCUAAGAACAGUGAUGUCAGGAGAGCAAACAGCACCAGUAGCGUCGUGAAGAGCGACAACAAAGGGGCGGCGGAGAGUAAAAACACUGCGGACGGUAAAUCGAGUAAAACGGUCGGCGACGGUCAGAAGAGGAAUAACGACCACAAGAAGAGCACAACCAGUUCAGAGGACGUGGAGCCCGACACCGGCGACUCCCCCGCCGGCAAAACGGACGAGGCGUCCUCCCCGGCCUCCAAGUCUUCUCCCGUCCCCGCGGCGCCUCCGAGCGGUACGUCCGGCUCUCAGACGCCCGUCACCGCGUUCCUGGACCCGAGCUUCUACAAGGGCAAGAAGUCUCAGGAGCAGCUCAACGCGCUGAAGGACAGCUUCCUGGUCAGCCAGUUCCCGGACCAGGAGGAGGUGGACCGCCUCAUCGCGAUGACGGGGCUCACGGUGCGGGAGGUCCGCAAGUGGUUCAGCGACCGCCGCUACCACUUCCGCAACCUCAAAGGCGUGCGCUCCAGCACAGGCGGGCAGGGGAAGUCUGGAGCAACGGGAGCAGGCGGCGGGUCGGGGGGCAGCGCCAACGCCGUCGACCUGUCCGAGAGUGGCGGCAACUCGGGUGCGAAGACGCCGCAGCAUGGCUCGGCGCCGCUGAGCCCGACGUCGUCACAGACUCCCACCUCUCCCACCACGCCCUCCCGCAGACUCCCCCGACCCCCUUCUCCGGAUUUCACAGCGAUCCGCUACAAGGAGAGAGAACCGCAUCAGCUCAAGGCACUAGAGGCCAGUUUUGUCCAGGACCCGGACCCAGCCGGAGAGGAAGUGGACCGACUGCGAUCGGAGACCAAGAUGACCAGAAGGGAGAUCCACGGCUGGUUCGCCGACCGGAGGAAGAGAGUGGCCGCCGAGAAAAAGAGGGAGGAGGCGGAGCGGGCGAUGAGAGCGGAGGUGGAGGAGCCGGAGGUCGACGGGGAGGAGAAGCAGAAGGAGGACGGUUCAGGGGAACUGAAGGUCAACCCCAUAAAGAUCAACCUGAAGAUGCUCAAGGUGACGGAGGCCAACGGGAAGGCGGAUGGCGAGGUCUCGGAGGGCCUGCUCCAGUCCGGCGGCACGCCAACAUCCUCCCCGUCCUCCACCCCUAAACCGCCCCACUCCUCCACCUCCACCCCAACGCCCAGACCGUCCCACUCCCCGAAACCCACCGCGGCCGUCCGGGGGAAGAAGACGGCGGAGCAGCUGCAGACGCUCAAACAGGUCUACGCCCGAACGCAGUGGCCCAGCGCCGCCCAGUACGACGACAUGAUCGCCGCCACCGGACUGGCCCGGCCCGAGGUGGUGCGCUGGUUCGGGGACUGUCGCUACGUGCAGAAGAACGGGCAGCUGAAGUGGCUGGAGGCGUACCAGACGGCGGCGCUGGAGGAGGACCUGCAGAAGGGGAACAGGGUUCUCCAGGACCACUACGACGCCCACGGAGGCCUGGCGGAGUCGCAGUUGCAGGAUUUGGCUCAGAGCUGCGGUUUAACAGCCGACUUGGUUCGACAUUGGUUCUCCACCAAGGCGUCUCUGCCCCGACCGGAACAAACUGCUGCUGCUGCUCCAGAGACAGAACCGAGACCAACGGACGCAGGAACUGAGCCACAAAGUGCAGCAGGAGGGACGGAGGAGCAGGUGGAGAACACGAAGGAGAACGUCAAGGAGAACGUAAAGGAGAACGUGAAGGAGAACACAAAGGAGAACGUGAAGGAGAACACAAAGGAGGAGGUGAAGGAGAACACAAAGGAGAACGCGAAGGAGGAGGUGAAGGAGGAGGUGAAGGAGGAGGUGAAGGUGAAGGAGAAGGUGUGCGGCGUCGUAACAGAAGCUGAGGAGGCCGACGACACUGACAAGACUGUGAAUCCCACUGAAGGAAGCGACUGAAGAGGCCUUUUUUGUUUUUGUCCGAGGAAGAAGACUCUUCAGUGUCUGGGGUUUUGAGGAAAAAAAGACGGCAGAUGUGGUUGUAACCGGAUCACUGGACGGAAACGGACCUUGAAACCAUCCUCACCCAUCUCCCUCUCUCCCUCUCACCCCUAGAGGUAGGCAUGACCUCCCCCCCACUACGUGAGAUGGACACUAAAGCCACUAGUCUCCCCCUCCCUUCCUUACACACCCAAUCCCUCCACCCCUUCUCCAGCGUCCUCCUAGCCGCCAUUUUCCCCCUCAGAAGGAAGUUCCAGUGGAGGCUGAGGAGCUGGAGGGAGGGAGGGAGGGAGGGAGAGAGAGGGUGACACCAUUUCUUCUGCUGCGUUUGUUCCGCCGUGACGGGAGAGAGAGGAAGGAGGAAGAGGAGGAGGAGUGGGGGAAAAAAGGGAGAUGUUUUUUCUUUUUGGGAAUGUUGCGAUAAAUCAACCCUCGAUGAAGACCGACGGGGCGUCGACAGUUUUUUGUUUUUUUGGGGUACUGAAAAAAUAAAACUGCACAGCACUUUUCUUCAGGGUGCUUGCCUUUAAAGGCCUUAAAGUAAAUCAAACGACUCUUCUUGUGCCAUCUUCGUACUCCCUUUUUUUCCCUCCCACCACCAACGUGCACUCAAACACUUUGACUUCAUGCUUGCAGCUUACUUUACAAACGUGCUCGGCUGAAAACGCAGCACUCACGUUCAUCCGAUUCUCUUUCUACUCACUUUUUCAUUUCUUAUCUGUAUAUAUUUUGGUUAAAUACGUUUCGGGGGGGAUAAACGUCUGGAAUCCUGUCAUCCAAAGAGGGCAAGCACCCUGUUGUGUUUAAAAGACAAAAAAAAGAAGAAGAAGAAACGGCGACACACUAUAGUAGACUACAUGGAACCUGGUUGUGUGUUUGUAGCAUCAAAGUGCUUCUUUGCGUCACUGACGUGUACGUGCGUUUUGUUUUUACGGAACUUUUCCUAUGAAAUACAUUUUUGACUGUAGAAGAACUGUGAACUUUCACCAGAGUUCCACACUUAGGCUCGAUGUAUAAUUUUUACAGAUGUUAUUUGCAGAAUAAAAACAGAAUGU